CUGCUGAAAACCAUCUGCAACGAUCCACGGCGAAUUUUCAUCGAGUUUUCCGGCCGGGGAUUCCCGUCCGCCACCCGUAACGUGGGCCGACUACGAAAGCCACCGCCACGUUUGGACGGCGGCGUCGGGCCGAAGGGGUCCAUUGGAAAAAUGUGAUCUUGAGUUUUGUGGGUUGUUUUAUUUAUUUCGAAACGAAAAGUCGCUUUUGAAGGUUGAUGUCAAUAGCACUUGAUAACACACCUUGAAAGAGCCGAGAACCUAGAGCAGGCGCGCGCGCUCAAUCGGACUGAAAUCGGAGCGGAUAGGCGGCCGUUAGUGAUUUAUGAUGGAGGUGGUGGCAGCUGCGCCCUCAGGCGGCGGAGUGCCGCCGUUCCACGACCACGACGUACGCGAGUGGUCCAGAUUGGACAGUUUGACCGGCGUCCUCGAAAGGGCCAGAUUGGAAACGGACAAUUGGACCGCAAACACCAACAACGGCAGACACAAAUAUAACAAGGUAGUGGAUUCGCGAGCGCGGACCGACGCGGACGGCUCACUGCAGGCCCAGGCCAGACGGCAGCUCGAGGUGUUCCAGAGCCGCGUGCCCGGCGGACACCUGCAGGUCAUCAAGACGCACACGGUCAGCAGCAGCAGGUGGACGAACAAGGGUGGAGGUGGGACAGGGGCCAUUGCCGCCAAUCCCGUCGCCAACGGGGAAAACGGACCGCCAGACAUUGCCAGGGACUUCGAAAACCUGCAGCUCGCACUAAAUCCCCUGGAUUUGAGCUCGGAGAAGUCCAAGGCUUCUGUGGGCAGAAGUGUCAGUAGGCGUCCGCCAACCCGUCAAAGAAACAGACAAGACUCCACCCAGUCCAGCAAUCUGUUUAGGGACGUCCAUUUGACCGCUGCGACGAACCUCCACAGAGUAUCGCGACUCUGCCAUCAGAUCCACGAGUCGGCGGUCAGACAAGCCUUCGGAAGAAGAUCGCCCCGGCCACCCAUAGACGAGCGGGAAAGUGGUGAUGGAAGUGUUGAAAUAUACGAGAUAGAGAGCGUCUCUUCCAGCGAUAAUCGAUCGGUUAACGGCCAUACGAAUCUGACACGAACGAAAAGUACUAGCAGUGAAGACAUACUAAUCACACCUGAUAAGGAUUCUUCCACCAAGAGCAUCGAAGACUUAGAGGACCUCGAACAACUGCAGAACUGGAGGAGGAGUUCCAAAAUACGGAGAUCGUUGCAGUUUCCCAAGCAGAAUAAGCCAAACGUCGCAAAACCUGCGGAUCUGCCAGAAAACAGCGGCAGUGUAAGAAAAAUUCGGGAAGACAUCGAGAAAGGACGACGUCUAAACACAGCCUUGAGGGGAAACAGCAUAGAUCUCGAAGCGUUAGAUCAAAUUCUCCAAUCAAUAUCAAGCUCCAGCAGUAUACAUUCGGAUAAAACACUCGAAGACAAUUUGGAGGACGACGAAGUCAAGUUAAUCACAUCGAAAAAACGUGAAAAACGGAACUCCUUCGUCACCGUGCAAUCAUUACAAGAAGUUCGAGGCAGGCUAAGGCGUACCAGCUCACCUUCCAGUGAUAUAUAUUCAAAUAAAGACGAGGAAGUUGAUGAUGGCAUAGUCACAGAGGAGAAACCGCAACCGGAAAUGCCUCAGGGUGAGAAAACUGCCCCUUCAAGGGUGCGGUCCUAUGUUUUCGGUAUGGAGGCAAUGCUCAACAAGAAACCUGUUUCAGGAACAGGCAGUCUGGAAUCUAGAUCGAAAUUUGUGAAUGGAAGUUCCAAUAACAGAAGCGACGACUGGUACAAUAGAAGAAAAUCUUAUGGCUUUGAAAAAGUCCACACCCACGAAGAAUCAUCUAACUCUAUAUCUAACAAAACUAAAAACUUCGUGGAAUCAUCAACCGACAGUGGCAUUUGCAGGUCCACUGAAAUAGUCGUGGUGCCAACUACCAUGAAAAAGUUUGCGGAGGAGUCAAAUAAUUGCAGUGAUGUUAAUAGUGAUAGUGAAACAAAAUACAUACCGUAUGAUUCAAUUAAGGAAAACGGAAUUAAUUUUGGUAGUGUUAAGAAAAUGACUAAUCUCUUUAACAAAGAAGACAACCUGUAUAAUAAAUACGAGGAAAAUAACUGGUCUAAACGAGCUCUAUACAAUGGGGAUGAGUGGAAGCCCAAAUCCACAACCAUAACCAUACCUAUUGUAAACAAUAACAAUAACGUGAUCGACUUGUCUUGGAAUGAUGAACCCGAAAAGGAUAUUAAACGUCAUUCCAUAGCAGUAGACGAUACGAAAUACGCCAAGAAUUUGGACUCUAGGUACAAGAGAUCUGAUCUGGCCUCAAUCGAAAAUGACGAUGAUACUUCGGGCACACGUAAAACUAAAAAAGUCGAGUUCUGUAAGACAGAAGUGCAUUUUGCAGCUGAUUCGGGCAAGGUGAACAUUGUGGAAACUGACGAAAAACCUCCUCCCACUAACAAUUUUAGAAGACGCCGAAGAAACUCUGGUCCUCUUGUCAACAUCACUGAAGACUACAAUAAGAAUGGCUUACCCGUUCUUCAUUUCGGCGAUUCGUCUUACGAAAAGACCAUGUUUGGUGUUACAGAUGAAGUGAAUGAAAAGGUUGAGACGAAUGAUUAUGAGAACGUGCAGUCGAGAGUGCCACCAGCAUUUGGAAUAGUGACUGUGAAUUCUAACAGCAACAACCAUCUCGAUUAUCAAAAUGAUAAGAAGGAGUUUGUGGAGAACGAAAAUAUAAGGGGAAUUUUAAAGAACAAGCCCAUUAAACCGAAGCCCUAUCACUUGGGUGAAUCCCCGUUUUCAGAUUUAAAUUCGGAUGAGGAGAACAGAAAGUGGGGAGUGAGAUUAAGACCGGUGAAGAAGGAAGACCCACCCGUUUGGAAAUCAACGGUCAGCGUUCACAAUUCUCCGUACGAGAAAAGCGAGGAGGAAAAAUAUUACAAUGGCGAUUCAAAUCCACCAGAGUUCCAGAAGCUUCUGAAGAACUUAAGACCGACGAAGAAAGAUAUUCAUAGUGACGGCGAACAUCAUUACUCGGAUAGUUUUUCGAGCAUCAGAGUGGUACCGCCGGUAAGGGAUAAUAGAAGAUCUUCGUGGUCCGUUCCUGAAAAGCAAGUUGAAGAAAAUCAUGUGCAAAACGGUGAAAUUAAGGGUUAUUCGACGAAAGUAAAUUUUGGAAAUGGUGGUGCCACAGUAGUGGAAAGUGACAACUAUGUGGAGAACAACAGACACCCUACUUGGCCUAGAGCAGACAGUUCUAAAGACACGAGACAGUUGCUCAAUAAGGGCCUUGUAGUGCGAAUCGGCAAAGACGAUUCAGCUUCAAACCACAUGGUGUGUUCCAAAAUGACCACCACACAAGAUCGUAAUAACACAACCACAACUACGAAGAUCACCAUCGAUUUAUCACCAUCACCACCCGUCACAAAGCAGGAAAAGCCUGUCUUCUCCUACACCAAAUAUGAUCGAUCUCAGAACCAUAGUUUUAAGUCUACUUCGCUCAUACUAAACACCAUAAAAGACAACGAGACUGAAAGCAAGAUUCCUCAACAGUUGGAAGCCCUAAGAAAGCUCUACGAUGAUGUUCACAGCGAUAGUGAUGCCGACAAAGAAGUCCAGCAACUCAUGAGUCGAAUUACCGAAAGGGAAUUGUCUAGAUUGGAAAAUGAUAACAGCAGUGUUGUGUCUGGUAGUUGGAGUAAGAUGAGUGCUCGGAAGAAUCUAGGCAAUUUUGUAACUAGGGCUAACAUUAAGGAAAACCAGUCAAGAUAUGAUCUCAAAGCUAAUACGAAAAUAGAAAAAGAGUCCCCAAUGGAUGACUUGAAGCCUGCUCAAGAUACUAACAAAUCGACUGAUUACCCACCAACGAAAUACAAUGUAAACUUAAGUAGACACAAAUUCUCGCCAAUAGUGAUAAGAAAAGCUGCCCCAACUAUAAGACCCGACUUAAAAUCGGCAAUUCCGGCCGAAAAACUAUCUAGUCCAUCUCUGGUUGGUCGAAAUGUGAACGGAUUUGAUUAUCCGGAGAAAACGGAUAAAUCCAGAAAUACUAAUGGAAGAUUGACUCCCAACAAGCCAAUGGUAAAUGGUCGACAUUCACCAGCAAAAGUCACAGGCAGAAGGUCUCCUACCAAGCCAAUGACAAACGGUGUAUCACCAACGAGGCCAUUGGUUAAUGGCAGAGCAUCGCCAGUUAAACAUGGUAGAUAUUCACCCACUAAAGAGUUCAAGACUGUAUCAGACAUUAAAACGAAACAUGAUAUGGUUCUUAGACAGCCGAAGAAAUCAGAAAUGACAUACUUUGGAGUCAACGUUUCUCCAAGACCGACUAAGAAACCUGUAGAAGCUGUGAUACGUAAAGAAACUAAACUCAGUGAUAAACCAGACUUGCUACAACAUUACAAUAAGUCACAAGAAGCUCAAAUAAAAGUAGUAAAACCACGUAGAAAAUCACCGGAAAUUAAAAAAGAAACUUCUCCUAUUUACGAGAAUGUGAACGCUAUAAAGAAAGGAAAAUAUUCCUCACAGAAAGAGUUUGAUAACACUAUUAUGGAAGAGUUAACCAAAGCUGCCGAUCAAAUUUUGCAGGCAGUGAACGGUUACACUGAUGAAGAUGCCCAUAACAGGUUAUCUUCUGAUGAAGAACACAAUCACAAGCAACUAGAGACCAUUUCCGAGACAAAAUCUUGGAAGCAAGACAGCCAAGCUGUAACUAAAAUAAAGCCUCCAAACUCCAAGGCUAAACUUAAACGUAAUUCGUCAAAUUCUUCAAUAGAAAGUGUUUCAAAGGACAGACGGAGAUUGACUCCUGAGAAAAAACCUCUGGUAACGAAAUCAUCUUUAGAGAAACCAAAAAAGAAAAUCUCCAGUGAUUCCACAGUGUCUGUAAAACAAACAACAAAAGCUAGAAGACUGCAAAGAGCUAGUAGCAGAGAAGCUCUUUUACAAUCACAUGGUAGUUCUUCAGAAGAUAUUUCUGCUAAUAUUGAGGCUCCAGUAAGGAAACCUAGACUGAUCAAAAAAACCAAAUCUACCCAAUUAACUAUGAGUAAUGGUUUAGAAAUUAAUAAAAGAUCACCAGGUCAGAGAAAGAAGGAGGAGGCGAAAACCGAUGAGAGGAUUAUGAACAGUUUACCCGAAAUCAGACAUAAAACUGCUGUUUCGACUAUACGUAGCACUGCAGAAAAGUCGAGAGACAGAAGUAGACACAAAAGUGAGGAUGUCAAGAAAAAGAUGCCACAAAAAAGAGAAUUGCCGAAAGGUGUCAAUUUGCCAUCUUCAAGAGCAGAAAGUAGGAGUCGCACUGGUGCUUCAAAAGAAACCACUCACAGGACUUCGACUGCGACUAUUAAAAAAUGCCAUCGUUCAGAAGGAGGAACAAGACAUUAGACCACAACUUCAAUUUUAUAUAAAAUGUACUGUUUGUUUUUUAAUUUAGUUAUAAUAUACGAAAAACUCCUGCCGUGUUAGCAUGUAAGUUCCUAAAAACAUUAGUUUGUAAGUUUUUCCGUCAUAUUUGACAGACAGCGGCCUUAACAAGGGUCCUUUGAUGGAUUGUGAGAAUACCGCAUAACAUAAGUGUAUAAAAAUAAUGCUUUAAUUUGCUUAAUAUCUUUUAAUGUUUCAUUGUAAUAAUUUAUUAUUCCUUAACAUUCUCAAAUAAUUGUGAUUAUAAACUGCUUUGGUUUUGUGAUGUUUACAGAAUAAACGUUUAAUUCAUA
Aethina tumida (small hive beetle) is the source of this 5715-nucleotide messenger RNA. RefSeq lists its product as uncharacterized. The coding region runs from base 323 to 5383 and encodes 1686 amino acids. The transcript is spliced from 9 exons. NCBI's taxonomy places the organism in Eukaryota, Metazoa, Arthropoda, Insecta, Coleoptera, Nitidulidae. The record is from RefSeq and is a predicted model, not a curated record.